This is a messenger RNA of Ipomoea nil (Japanese morning glory), 4155 nucleotides long. RefSeq names its product probable GPI-anchored adhesin-like protein PGA55. The record is from RefSeq and is a predicted model, not a curated record. The coding region runs from base 92 to 3988 and encodes 1298 amino acids. Lineage: Eukaryota; Viridiplantae; Streptophyta; Magnoliopsida; Solanales; Convolvulaceae. The transcript has 3 exons.
UGCCCCCCAAACAACACUGCUAAUCCUAGAAUCCGGGGAUGAACAUGUUCCAGACGUGCCUAGUUCGUCCACAUCUCCCAAAUCUCAACCAAUGUUUUCAAUGAAUCAAGACUCAUCCUCAAGUUUCGUAAGCAAGAUCCAUUAUGAGGAUCAACAAUAUGGUUUUGCAGAACGACGUGAUGAAGACUUAGGCUCUUCCAUGGUUAACCAGAGCUCUGAUGAUCCUGAAUCUGUGGCUGAACAAAUUUCAACUUCCUCCUCAAGCUCAUCUUCAUCUUCUACCUCCAUGUCACAAACAAAGUUUUCGUUGGAUCUAGCCUCUUCGAACUGGGAUCAGGAACCGCAAAUGGAGGUUCCACAGUCUCAAAAUCAGAUAGCAGAAACCACACAUCAAGUAACAUAUGACAUUUCAAAUCCCACAACUUCUCAUGAAUCAUUGCAGUUAUUAGCUGAUAUCCCAACAGUGCACCACCAGGAAAGGGAGAUACUGAAUAUAGAUUCUACUAAAGAGAUUGAAGGUCUGCCCAAAUUGGAGACUACUGCCCCUCGUUCAGAAUCGUAUGAUCAUGACAAGUUUUCUGAGGAAACCGGAAAUAGCUCGUAUGAUCUUGACAAGUCUUCUGAGGAAACUGGAAAUAAUCAUAUGAUUCCUUUGGUGAUUCAUGAGGAUACACAAAACAAAGAUUCUAUUGCAGAGACCAAAGGUCUGCCCAAACUUGAAACUAGUGCCCAUCAUUCAGAACCACAUGAUCGCGAGAAGUAUUUUGAGGAAAUCAGAAAUAAUCAUAUGAUUCCUUUGGUGAUUCAUGAGGAUACACAAAACAAAGAUUCUGUUGCAGAGAUCGAAGGUCUGCCCGAACUUGAAACUAGUGCUCAUCAUUCAGAACCACAUGAUUGCGAGAAGUAUUCUGAGAAAACCAGUACCAGUAAUCAUACCAAUGCAUCGGUGAUCCCGGGGGAGGUUUUGAAGAUAGAUUAUAUUGAAAAGACUGAGGGUCUGCCCAAACGGGAGAUAACUACCCAUCGUUUGGAAUCAAAUGAUCACAAGUAUUCCUCUAAGGAAACCAGCAGCGAUAAUCAUCAUACAAAUGCACCUGUAAUCCAGAAGGAGAUACAGAACACUAAUUCUAUUAAAGAGGCUGGAGGUCCACCUGAACUGGAAAUGACUAAAGGUGAUCUUCCACGCUUAAAUGAAGAACGAGGUCUUCAAGGUCCUUCAAUGGCAGAAAAUAAAGAAGCUAAAAUGAUCGAGGGAGCAGCCCACCUCAAGGAAACAGUACAGAAGCCAGUUGCUAAGGAAACCAGUACCAAUAAUCAUACCAAUGUGGCAUCAGUGAUCCCGGAGGAGAUUUUUAAGAUAGAUUGUACUGAAGAGACAGAGAGAUUGCCCAAACAGGAGAUUACUACCAAUCAUUUGGAAUCAAACAAUCAUGAGAAGUCCUCUAACGAAACCAGCAAUGAUAAUCAUACAAAUGCAUCUGUAAUGGUCAAGGGAGCAGCCCACCUCGAGGGAACAAUACAGAAGCCAGUUGCUGAGGAAACCAGUACCAGUAAUCAUACCAAUGCGGUAUCAGUGAUCCCGGAGGAGAUUUUGAAGAUAGAUUGUACUAAAGAGACUGAGAGACUGCCCAAAUCGGAGAUGACUACCAAUCGUUUGGAAUCAAACGAUCAUGAGAAGUCCUCUAACGAAACCAGCAGUGAUAAUCAUACAAACGCAUCUGUAAUGGUCGAGGGAACAGCCCACCUCGAAGGAACAGUACAGAAGGGAGUUGCUGAGGAAACCAGUACCAGUAAUCAUACCAAUGCGGCAUCAGUGAUCCCGACGGAGAUUUUGAAGAUAGAUUGUACUGAAGAGACUGAGAGACCGCCCAAACCAGAGAUGACUACCAAUCGUUUGGAACCAAAUGAUCAUGAGAAGUCCUCUAACAAAACCAACAGUGAUAAUCAUACAAAUGCAUUUGUAAUGACCGAGGGAGAAACCCACCUCGAGGGAAAAGUACAUAAGCCAAUUGUUGAGGAAACCAGUACUAGUAAUCAUACCAAUGCGGCAUCAGUGAUCUCGGAGGCGAUUUUGAAGAUAGAUUGUACAGAAGAGGCUGAGAGACUGCCCAAAUCGGAGAUGACUACCAAUCGUUUGGAACCAAAUGAUCAUGAGAAGUCCUCUAACGAAACCAACAUUGAUAAUCAUACAAAUGCAUCUUUAAUCCAGCCAGGUGCUGCAGUGAAAUCGGACGUCAAUAAUGUUGUUCAAAGCGAGUGCAGAAGUUUUAGUGUUAAUGAAGUCAGCAACUUUGAUGUGUCUAAGGCAGUAAACGAAAAGAGCAACUCAACCCAUCGUUUGGAAUUAAACGAUCAUGAGAAGUCCUCUAACGAAACCAGCAGUGGUAUUCAUACAAAUGCAUCUGUAAUCCAACCAGUUGCUGCAGUGAAAUCAAAUGUCAAUAAUGUUGUUGAAAGCGAGCCCAGAAGUUUUAUUGUCAAUGAAGUCAGCAACUUUGAUGUGUCUAAGGUUGUAAACGAAAAGAGCGACUCAACCCACCGUUUGGAAUCAAACGAUCAUGAGAAGUCCUCUAACAAAACUAGCAGUGAUAAUCAUACAAAUGCAUCUGUAAUCCAGCCAGUUGCUGCAGUGAAAUCAGAUGUCAAUAAUGUUGUUGAAAGCGAGCCCAGAAGUUUUAUUGUCAAUGAAGUUAGCAACUUUGAUGUGUCUAAGGCUGUAAACGAAAAGAGCGACUCAACCCAUCAUUUGGAAUCAAACGAUCAUGAGAAGUCCUCUAAUGAAACCAGCAGUGAUAAUCAUACAAAUGCAUCUGUAAUCCACCAAGUUGCUGCAGUGAAAUCAUCAGAUGUCAAUAAUGUUGUUGAAAGCGAGCCCAGAAGUUUUAUUGUCAAUGAAGUCAACAACUUUGAUGCGUCUAAGGCUGUAAACGAAAAGAGCAACUCAACCCAUCGUUUGGAAUCAAACGAUCAUGAGAAGUCCUCUAAUGAACCCAGCAGUGAUACUCAUACAAAUGCAUCUAUAAUCCAGCCAGUUGCUGCAGUGAAAUCAGAUGUCAAUAAUGUUGUUGAAAGCGAGCCCAGAAGUUUUAUUGUCAAUGAAGUUAGCAACUUUGAUGUGUCUAAGGAUGUAAAUGAAAAGAGUGACUCAACCCAUCGUUUGGAAUCAAACGAUCAUGAGAAGUCCUCUAACAAAACUAGCAGUGAUAAUCAUACAAAUGCAUCUGUAAUCCCGCCAGUUGCUGCAGUGAGAUCAUCAGAUGUCAAUGAUGUUGUUGAAAGCGAGCCCAGAAGUUUUAUUGUCAAUGAAGUUAGCAACUUUGAUGUGUCUAAGGCUGUAAACGAAAAGAGCGACUCAACCCAUCGUUUGGAAUCAAACGAUCAUGACAAGUCCUCUAACGAAACCAGCAGUGAUAAUCAUACAAAUGCAUUUGUAACCCAGCCAGUUGCUGCAGUGAAAUCAAAUGUCAAUAAUGUUGUUGAAAGCGAGUCCAUAAGUUUUACUGUCAAUGAAGUCGGCAACUUUGAUGUGUCUAAGGCCGUAAACGAAAAGAGCGACUCAACCCACAGUGCUAAUUCCAUUGAAAGAGAGGCAACACCAGAUCUUUCUGAGAAGCCAAUUGAGAAUGAGAGGGAAAUUCCCAAUUUAAUUAUAGUUAACAAUGAUAAUGAUAAGGCACCAAGUUUUCAAGGAAGCCAUGAAGGAGAAUCAUCGCGGGGAUUGCCUUCACAUGAUUUUGUUACCAAACAACCUCAAACUUCACAAUCAGUUCAUCCAAGUAAAGGUCAAGAUCUUGAAGGCGAACACUGGAUACAAAAUGAAGCCGACGCUGCAACAAGUACAUCCAGAGGAGAUGCAGGUAAAGAUCAUGGCAGUCAGGAUUCAGAAAAACCAAUGAAUUCUGAAAAUGCUUCAGACCACCAGAAGGCUAAUGAAACUAACAUUGGCUCAGGUGAAAGGGACUAUAGUAACACUAACCUUAAAGAUUGAUUCAUGACCACUAUGUUUAUGUGUACGUACUCUUGUAGUAGUUUUGUCUUUUUAGAUGUGAAAGCAGUUGAACCCUCUUCAAUUUUGCUUCAAGUUUGUUGUAACAUAUUAAACUAAUGUUAGCUUUAAGAGAAUGAACAUUGAAAAGAAUUUGUUUCCAAUAAAAU